AUGUCCUCCCAUUCUCACCGCGCAUGCGCGGCUCAGGGAGCGCAUAGCGAUCGGCGGUGCGCUUCAGUCAUGUGAUCAGCUGUGUCCAAUCACAGCUGAUCACUGAUGAUCAGUGUGCCCCAGUGUAGCCCCAGUAGUGCCACCUGUCAGUGUCCAUCAGUGCCACAUCAAUGCCACAUAUCAGUGCCUACCAGUGGACAUCAAUGCCACAUAUCAGUGCACAUCUGAGCUGCCUUUCAGUGUCACCCAUCAGUGCCAGUGCCACCUAUCAAUGCCUAUCAGUGCCAUGUAUCAGUGCUGCCUUUCAGUGCCCAUCAGUGAUGCCUGUCAAUGCCCAUCAGUGCCACCUACCAGUGCCUCCUCAUCAGUGCCCAUCAGUGCCA
Molecule: messenger RNA, 383 nt
Organism: Staurois parvus
Lineage: Eukaryota; Metazoa; Chordata; Amphibia; Anura; Ranidae
Source: the annotation of a GenBank genome assembly